AUGGAAGUUACUUCACCUCGACGAAAAGUCAAAAAGAAAAAUUUUGGCAUUCGUUCAAGUGAAUUCAGCAAAAAAGUCAUUACGACAUUAAAAAGCGUUUCUACAAUUGACAGCAUCGUUUUGCAUCAAGAAAUGAGAGCAAACAAAAUUUCUGAUUGCGCGACAAGUUUUGCACUUUACCAAGCGAAUAAAUUCAUAAAUGCAACAUAUGACAACAAUAAAAUGCGGCAUUCAUUCAACAUAAAAGUGCAAUGGUUGAAGGGAAUGGCAAAUAAUAGGGUUAGCAAUAGAGAACAAUGGAAAAUUCCACAUUACAUUUUGUUGUUGUAUGAAUUAGUGUUUGUAAACAUGAGAAAUGCUAAACGGAGCAUAACCAGAAAAAAGUUUGGCAACGCUGAUUAA
Messenger RNA from Clunio marinus, 402 nucleotides. Lineage: Eukaryota; Metazoa; Arthropoda; Insecta; Diptera; Chironomidae. The record is from the annotation of a GenBank genome assembly.